Molecule: messenger RNA, 453 nt
Organism: Teleopsis dalmanni
Lineage: Eukaryota; Metazoa; Arthropoda; Insecta; Diptera; Diopsidae
Product: protein PRY2-like
Exons: 1
Coding region: 1-453 (150 amino acids)
Source: RefSeq, a predicted model, not a curated record
AUGAAUUCAUAUAUUUUAUUGCUAACAAUUCUACUGAUUGGGUGUGGAUUUGUUAAAGCACAGGAUACUACAACAGUUGAUCCAAAUAGUACAACCGUUUCAAGCACUACUACCGAUUCGAGCACAACAACCGACUCCAGUACAACAACGGAUUCAAGUACAACAACCGAUUCGAACACUUCUACAACAAGUCCAUCAACAUCAUCUUCACCAUCAACCUCAUCUUCUCCUACCAGUUCAACAUCACCAUCGACAGGUAGUAGACGACGUGUACGAGUGAGUAAUCUUAGAUUCAAUUCAGUACGUAGAAUUAGUCGUGGUGGUUCUACUAGUAACAAUAGAAGUAAUCGCCGGCGUCGUCGUAAUAAUGUCGCCAAAAACGUUCGUCGUCGCCAAAAUCGAAACGUGGCCGUACGCAGACCGAAUGGAAGAAAAAUCGUAUUAAGAGGUUAA